AUGGAAUAUCGUCAUGAAGACAGAGACACGUUGGAAAGGAUUCGCCCAAUAGAGCAGCCUGUCUUCUCAGCCAGAUACGAGGCCGAAGAAUUGUCCCAGGCUGUUGUGAGGUUAAAGUUCAAGAAAGAAUCCCACACGGACCUGAAGAUCCAACUCUUCGGCAGCGACGAGUACAUCGACAUACCCAACGAAGACGUUCGGAUCAAUUCGGUCUACGCAGCCACGCCCAAAGAGAUCUCCGCCGAACAUGACUACGGGGUCAUUCUUCUACCCAAAAACAUCAAACCCCCGGGGGACUUCGGCUUCUCUCUUCCACUCGGUGUCGCGGACCGUCUCGACUGCGAACUAUCCGUAACGGGGUACCCUGCUACCAAAAACGCCGGGAUAGUAACAAUCAGCGGCCAAGUCGUGAACCCAAUCAUCCGCAAAAACCAGCUCGAGUACGUCAUCGAGACGGAGGCGGGCCUUAGCGGCUCACCCGUUUGGGCCGGUUACAAGCGACAUCCCACUGUCGUGGCAAUCCACAACUACGGUCGGAAAAUCAACAAGCCUGGCUACGGCAGCAAAGGCACGCGUGUCAACCUCAAAUCACUUCGCGACAUCUUUGAAUGGACGGGGCUAGAUACGACGGAGAAAUAUUUGCGGGCCAGCGGUUUCAAGGAGUCCGUGGAGACACCACUCCGCCUGGGGUACUCUGCUGAUGAUGAUGCUUUUCGCAUCAUCGUUGACGAGAUCGACGAUCCCCCGGACACGAUGCUAAUGAGUACUUUCCCUGUCUAUGCAGCGCCGAGUCGCGCGACCAAAUCGCACCCAGCCUUCGGCUUCCUGCAGAAAGACCGCUGGGUGUCUUGGGAUGUACCCUCAGCGGCAAGUUUGGUUAACGAUCUGCGCAGAGCAAGGCUCGGUCGCAUCGAUAUUCCAUCCAAUGCCGAAGGCUGGGAGUAUCAGGAGGGCAGGCAGUUUGCCAUUGUCGUCCCCUCUCAACCUGGCACUACUAUGAAAGACGAUAGCGUAAGCAGUAGUCUGGCGCUGGUCUUAGAACACACGAAGGUGGCAUCUUGGCAAUUGGAGGAGCCGGGAGAGGUUCUUGAUGCAAUCGGCUAUCGUAAAUACUUGAAGGGCCAAUCAUUCAAAGAUGCUUACAAUAGAUGGGUUCUCGAAAGCCCGAUUCUGGAGUGA
Molecule: messenger RNA, 1179 nt
Organism: Lasiodiplodia theobromae
Lineage: Eukaryota; Fungi; Ascomycota; Dothideomycetes; Botryosphaeriales; Botryosphaeriaceae
Exons: 4
Coding region: 1-1179 (392 amino acids)
Biological process (GO): proteolysis
Molecular function (GO): serine-type peptidase activity
Source: RefSeq, a predicted model, not a curated record